UCCUUCGUAGAGGUUACUCGACAACACGAUGGCAGAAGUCGCCCCAGCUGCACCCGCCGCCCCGGCCACUCCGGCUAAAGCCCCGAAGAAGAAAGCCGCGAAGCCCAGCAAGAAGUCUGGACCCGGCGCCAGCGAGCUGAUCCUGAAAGCCGUGUCCGCCUCCAAGGAGCGAAAGGGACUUUCUUACGUCGCUCUGAAGAAGGCGCUGGCCGCUCAGGGCUACGAUGUGGAGCAUAACAGCGCCCACAUUAGACGCGCCGUGAAGAGUUUGGUCGAGAAAGGCUCCCUGGUUCAGACCAAAGGAACCGGAGCUUCCGGAUCCUUCAAGGCGAGCAAGACCGCUGAGAAGCCCAAGAAGGUAGUGAAGAAAGCCGCCCCGGCAAAGGCCAAGAAGCCCGCGGCGGCGAAGAAACCCUCCGCCGCUGUUAAGAAGCCAACAGCCGCCAAGAAGCCCAAAGCAGCCAAGACCACACCGAAGAAGGCCAAGAAACCUGCGCCUGCCAAGAAAGCGGCGGCCAAGAAGCCGGCAAAGAGCCCCAAGAAGGUGACCAAGAAGGCGGCUACACCCAAGAAAGCAGCCAAGAAGGUGGCGAAACCCAAAGCCACUAAGGCCAAGAAGGUGGCCACCAAGAAGGCAGCCAAGAAGUAAAUGUCGUAAACUUUACUUAACCCAGCAAACGGCUCUUUUAAGAGCCACCCAAGUAUUUCAUUGAAGAACAAUUUCCUGUUUAGAAUUGUACGUUUAGUGUGUGUGUGUGUGUGUGUGUGUGUGUGUGUGUGUGUACACAUGUAUAUAAACCAUUUCUAUAUCUGUAAAUACUGUUUUAUUAGGGCAGAUAGGUUUUUGUUUUUGUUUUGUUUUCUACUCGUGAAUAUCUUUAUAGAAAUCAGUGCACUCCUUUUCUUUUGAACAUGUUCCUGAUGCACCAGUUUAUUUAACCCAAGUUUAAACCAACUGUCCCAGUAUUAGUACUUAAUAGUACUGUAAUAUGUUUUUACCCCCAUUCUCCUGAGUCCAUAUUGGGUUUCAGUUACAUUACUUUCCUGCUAUCAACUCUUAUUCACCUCACUUGAGACAGUAACGCACUAUUAGUUUAAUA
Messenger RNA from Xiphias gladius (swordfish), 1100 nucleotides. Its product is annotated as histone H1-like. The transcript has a single exon. Gene Ontology annotation, biological process: nucleosome assembly. The coding region runs from base 29 to 649 and encodes 206 amino acids. The record is from RefSeq and is a predicted model, not a curated record. Lineage: Eukaryota; Metazoa; Chordata; Actinopteri; Istiophoriformes; Xiphiidae. Gene Ontology annotation, cellular component: nucleosome. Gene Ontology annotation, molecular function: DNA binding; structural constituent of chromatin.